UAAAUCAGAAAAGUUGGUUAGUUUUAUGCCUGGAUUUGGGGGAACUCUUUUUGUUAUCAUUACUAUUAUUCAGUUCACUACAGCACCACACGACAGCAGCAAAUAAUGCCUCUUAUGCACACUCUUAUAAUGAACAAUACUGAGGUUGAUGCUUCUUUCCAGAUUUGGCUCUUUGAGAUGGGGGAAAGAUGGAGACUCACACUGCAAAAGAAACCUGGCUGUAUAGUAUGGGUAGUUUGUAGCACUAAAGGAUCAUUUGGAUUUCCAAAUUGCACACCAACAUGCCACCAUGAUGCUUAAUCUAUUCUAUAUCAAAGAAGUUUUCAUGGACAUAUGAGCAAAAAUCAAGAAGUUACUUUGAAUAUGUGAAAUCAUACAACAGAAGCAAAGUGUCUGUUCUAUGGACAUUGGAAUAAAGAAGAUGCCAUUUACUUGUGUCUGCCGUAUAUCUGUAAUCAGUUCCAGCUGUGACUUGCAGACUCCUCAUCUUUGAUAUUACCUAACUGUGGAUUUGUAUCCUAUUCCUGAGAGACUGAAAGGCUUGCAUGAUGGAAAUUAAGUUUGCACAAGAACGACUGUGUGUUUUAAAUCAAUACUGAUGAUACUUUCUACAUCCUGUUAUACCCUGGUGUGGUGGUCUUGAAUUUUUGCUCAAAAACAACAUAAAAUGGAUCUAAAGGAAAGCUGUCCAAGUGUUAGCAUCCCCAGCUCUGAUGAACACAGAGUGAAGAAAAAAAGAUUUACUGUCUACAAAGUCUUGGUGUCAGUUGGCACUAAUGAAUGGUUUGUCUUCAGGCGAUAUGCUGAGUUUGACAAGCUGUAUAAUACGCUAAGGAAACAAUUUCCUACAAUGAAUUUGAGAAUUCCUGCUAAGAGAAUAUUUGGAGAUAAUUUUGAUCCUGAUUUCAUUAAACAAAGAAGAGCAGGAUUGAAUGAAUUCAUUCAGAAUUUAGUACGACAGCCAGAGCUUUGCAAUCAUCCAGAUGUAAGAUCAUUUCUUCAGAUGGACAAUCCAAAGCACCAAUAUGAUCCAUCUGAAGAUGAGGAUGAAAGAAACAGUCAAAAGCUAAGUUCUACCUCACAGAGCAUCAACUUGGGGCCAUCUGGAAAUCCUCAUGCAAAACCUACAGACUUCGACUUCCUGAAAGUUAUUGGGAAGGGCAGCUUUGGCAAGGUUCUUCUUGCAAAACGAAAACGGGAUGGGAAGUUCUAUGCUGUCAAAGUGCUGCAGAAGAAAAUUGUCCUAAACAGGAAAGAGCAAAAACAUAUCAUGGCUGAACGUAAUGUGCUCUUGAAAAAUGUGAAACAUCCAUUUUUAGUUGGACUACAUUAUUCAUUCCAAACAACAGAGAAGCUGUACUUUGUUCUGGAUUUUGUUAAUGGAGGAGAGCUCUUCUUUCACUUGCAAAAAGAACGUACCUUUCCUGAACACAGAGCCAAGUUUUAUGCUGCUGAAAUAGCCAGUGCGCUGGGCUACUUGCACUCCGUAAAAAUUGUAUACAGGGAUCUGAAGCCAGAAAAUAUUCUUCUAGAUUCAUUGGGGCAUGUUGUCUUAACAGAUUUUGGACUUUGUAAAGAAGGAAUUGCUACUUCAGACACCACUGCAACAUUUUGUGGAACACCAGAGUACCUGGCUCCAGAGGUGAUCCGAAAGCAACCCUAUGAUAACACUGUAGACUGGUGGUGCCUUGGAGCUGUUUUAUAUGAAAUGCUAUAUGGUCUGCCUCCUUUUUACUGCCGUGACAUUGCUGAGAUGUAUGAAAACAUUCUUCACAAACCCCUCCAUUUAAGGCCAGGUGUCAGUCUUACAGCUUGGUCUAUUCUGGAAGAACUUUUGGAGAAAGAGAGGCAGAACAGACUUGGAGCUAAAGACGACUUUCUUGAAAUUCAAAGGCAUCCCUUCUUUGAAUCUCUCAGUUGGAAUGACCUCUUACAAAAAAAGAUCCCACCACCAUUUAAUCCUAAUGUGUUUGGUCCAGAUGACAUCAGGAACUUUGAUGCAACGUUUACAGAAGAGAUGGUACCCUGCUCAGUUUGCGUUUCUUCUGAUUAUAAUAUUGUAAAUGCUAGUGUACUGGAAGCAGAUGAUGCAUUCAUUGGAUUUUCUUAUGCACCACCUUCUGAAGACUUAUUUCAUUAAGAUGAAGAUUGGAACGUUGUAUAUUAUCUCUAGGAAGAGUGAAAUUAUUUGAUUAUAAACAGUUUCUAAAAUAUAUGCAACAAGUGCCUCAUUUGAUCUGCUGAAGAACAACUUUCUCUGCUGUAAUAUGAGGAUUCUGGGCAUUUUGGAUUACAUUUUUAGACUGUUACACAUGCUGCACAAAGAUAUUUUUAAAAAUACAUUUAGGUAAGAGUUCCUAAUCUUGAACCUUUUUAAACAUGGAUGGCUAUUUUUCCUUCAGUUUACAUUAACAUAUCUAGAUCAGUUGUCUUUAUUAUCAGCACAUCUAUUUAAUGGACUUUGUAAUUAUAAUGAACUUCCAUGCUUGAAUUACUACUAUACAAUUAUUUUUGUAUACUGCUGUUUAAAAAGAUGAGCUUAUCCAUAGUUUGUUUGCUUAAUUGGCAAUAGUCACACUACUUUAUUAGCUAUAAGAAAUAAAAAUAUAUACAGUAUCACUCAGUUUAAUGUAAACCUGUGCCACUGUAGUCAUGAUGGGCAUAUAAAUGAAGUCAUUUACACUUCACUUAAGUAUUUAAUUCAUUCCAGUUAUCAAACAUAGGAAUGUGUUUGCUAAGUUAAGCAAUGAUGGAGCAAAUUAGCAUUUAAUAUUUGUUGAUGACAAUACACUUCACAAUGACUAUUUGUCCUCUUCUUGUAGAAGAAGCUAAGUGUCUUUCCCCCCAAGAAAUGAAAAAAAUUAAACAUUACUGCUAUUUGUAGAAGGGAAACUCUUUCCUUCUAUGUUGAAAGCUAAUAUAUUACAGUUUGAUUGUAUUAAAAAUCUUAUUUCCUUGUGAUCUGUAUUUUAAUUUCAGUUUUUUCUUACUUGCUAAACAUUUGUACAAUUUGCUCUCAAAUAACUUACUAGAGUAUAAUCUUUUUAUUUUUGGACAUGCUGGGGACACUUAUCUCCAGUAUAGUCGAUGAUUUUGAGGGUGUGGGAAUGAGUUUCAAAAUAGUCCCUUUGUGAAAUUUGAAUAGGGAAAUAUUUUUUCUUGGCUUUAGCAGCCUCUGGUUGAAUAGAAAUCAAACCUUUACUUUAUAAAAUAUUUUCACUUUAUAAUAUAAACAAGUUAUUUCUUCUUUGGUCUAGUCUUCCAAUUCAAAGUAAAAGGAUGAAGGUAUUUGAGACAAUCAACAUAAAUUGUAAUGUUGCUGUUAUUGUUUAUUUAAUUUUUCUACUAAUAAAUGGAAUUCAUAUUGACUAACAAAA
Messenger RNA from Python bivittatus (Burmese python), 3377 nucleotides. The record is from RefSeq and is a predicted model, not a curated record. NCBI's taxonomy places the organism in Eukaryota, Metazoa, Chordata, Lepidosauria, Squamata, Pythonidae.